Molecule: messenger RNA, 2520 nt
Organism: Drosophila teissieri
Lineage: Eukaryota; Metazoa; Arthropoda; Insecta; Diptera; Drosophilidae
Exons: 4
Coding region: 661-2520 (619 amino acids)
Molecular function (GO): zinc ion binding; nucleic acid binding
Source: RefSeq, a predicted model, not a curated record
UAGGGCCUUUAGCUAGGUCAUCACUUGUUCGGAGAAAAUCCUCCGGAAAAUUAAGCGGAAGCCCCACUUAAAAUCAGAUGAGUCAAAGGUUACCAAUGAGGGCCCCAGAUCAUCUAACCCAGAGGAAACCCCUCUACAUACCCCAAAAAGGGAGAAAACCCUCUGGAAAAUUAAGCGGAAACCUUACUUAAAAUCAAAUGAGUGAAAGUUUACUAAUGAGUACCCCAACCAUCUAAUUCAACAGAGUCCAAGACUACCUAUGAGUGUCCCAAGUCUUCUAAAUCUGAGGAAAACCUUCUUAUUACCUCUUACAUAGAAUAAGCCCUUCUAGUAACAUCCUCUAACUGAACAUUCAGAUUAGAACAUCUAAAUACAGAAGAAAGGGAACAACUUUUGCACGUCUUCCUCGAAUACAAAAAAAAACCAUAUUGUAGUAGUAGUAGUAGUAAUUGUGUAUAAGCAUAGUAGUAUAAGUCCCAUUGCAAUAUUAGAAUGUAAGAACCUAAUUAUAAGAGUCGCGAAUGUAAACAGUACACACACACUUGCUGAAUAAAUGAAGAGUCAGUCGUCGCUGAACUGUCACAGAGCGCACACUAAAGCUCAGAAGUGGUCGGACCUACCGAAGUGAUAAUUUCAAAAGAAAAAUAAAAAUCGGCAUUAAUGAAUUGUAAUCCUGGCAAUUACACAUUAAAAGAACUAAAAGCUCUGUGCGUACAAAACAAACUUAAAAGUAGUGGCACAAAAAUCGAAUUGAUUAAAAGACUUGAAAAUAUUAAAUUUGAGUGGUGCGCGCAUGAAAAAAAUAAAACAGCAAUGAAAAAAAUCAACGCCACAGAUCAAACCGGUAAAAUAGACAGGGAUGAAAACAACGGCAACGGCGAAGAACAAAGUAGCGAAAACGAGAUAGCAAGAAGUAGCGACAACGACGGCGACACGAUGACGGCAACGUUUGCACAUACAUACAAAGGAAUGCAAGAAACAGAAGGUUCGAGAAAAGUAACGGGAUCUUGCGAAAUAAUUGUUAAGAACGAAAAUGAGAUCGAGCAAUGUUCUGAGAGGCAGAUGGUGAGCGCCAGCAACAAUGAGUCCAACAAAUGUUUCGCGAUCCCGAUGGCUAGCAACAAUGAUCCUGAGAUGCAAAUGGCUGGCAUCAAGGAGCCGCAACAAUGUUUUGGAAACCAAAUUAUGCGCAACAAUGUAAUUGUGCAAGGCAGCGAUAUUCAAAGACUGGAAAAUGAGUUGAAAAUAUUAAAGCUGCAAAAUGAGAUCGACCAGUUAAAAAAUAAACAACAACGAAGUAACGACACAGACUCAAGCAUUUCUUUCGAAAUUUUAAAGGAGAUCGUUAAGAAAAAUUUCAAGGUCGGCGACGAGAUGAUGCGUGCGCUGAUUCACUACAAAGUUAAGGGCGAUGCUGAAAUAUGGCUGUAUUCAAGCACGAGCGCUACUAUGGACACAGCGGAUAAAAUGUUAAGCCACCUGGAAAAAAUGUUCGUAAUGUCCAAAGAGUCAAAGUUGAGUAUGCGGCAGAAGCUACAGAACUGCGUAUGGAUCAAAGGUGAGGAGUUCUCCAAGUACUACAACGAGAAGUGGCAGCUGGCGGAUAACUUAGCACUGGCAGAAAAUGAAUUUUUGGAAUAUGUCAUUGACGGCACACACGAUGUCAAUCUACGCAAUCUGGCUAAGUCGCGUUCGUUCAAGACCGGAUUGGAACUUUUGGAGGCAUUCCGAAACGUUGAGUUGGGCUACGUUCCUAAGCCCAAGUUACCGGAAGACCGUAGAGCAGGAGAUUUUCAGAAGCCACGAGGUAAUGCAGAGUGCUACAAUUGCCACAGUCGGGGCCACCUGGCCAAAGAGUGCCGCAAGCCUAAGAGACAAGAUGGGGCUUGUUACGCAUGUAGCUUGCAAGGACAUGUGGCUAAGGAGUGCAACCAAUACAAGAAGUCGAAGGGCGGGGACAACGAUUAUGUAAGUUAUAUUGAAUUAACAUUUUGUACAAAGAAUAAUAUGCUGAACCCCUUUUUUAUAGAAUGUCUCAUAGAUUCUGGCAGCCCGAUAAAACAGGAGCAGAAGAAGAUUAAGCCGCCACCAAUAUUUAUACGAGAGAAAACCUCAAGCGCACUGGUUAACAAACUAGCUACGAUCAUCGGAGAAAACAGGUUCCACGUUAUACCUCUUACCAAGGGAAACAUACAUGAAACGAAAGUGCACACUCCGGAUGAGUCUAGCCAUCGAUCAGUGACCAAGUACCUGGAUGAAGCUGGAAAGAGUUACUAUACCUACCAGCUUAAAAGUGCCAAAGGAUUGCAGGUUGUCAUUAAAGGAAUUGAAUCAUCAGUGACCCCAUCCGAAAUUAUUGAGGCACUAAAGGAGAAAAACUUUAAGGCAAAAACGGUGAUCAACAUUCUUAACAGGAAAAAAGAGCCGCAGCCACUCUUCAAAGUCGAACUGGAGCCAUCGAGUCAAAAAAUCAGCAAAAAUGAAUACGACCCCUUUGAUGCGUCCGACAUUCCAUUGUAG